AUGUGCAUGUUCAGGACUGAGUGUGUUGUCGCUAAGAAGGAAAAACCAGAAGAUGAGAAAGACACAAAGCCAAAAAGAAAAAGAAAGAAGAAAAUCACGGAUGUACUGGCAGCGUCGGCCCCUAAACCAGGCUGUCCUGCUGACCUGCAGAAACUGUUCAAGGACAACUUCACAGACAAGCGCUCUGUCAUUGAAAUGGAGGAGCUGAAACUGCCAGAUUCGUGCUUCCUUCCGAGCAAUGACCUCACCCACAGUCUCUCUUCAUUUCUUAAGGAAAUCUGCCCCAAGUGGGCAAAGCUAUGUAAAAACCACACUGAGGAGAAGUCUGUGGUGAUGUUGAUUGUCUGCAGCUCUGCCCAUCGUGUUCUGGAUCUCAUUAAGCAACUUACAACCUUCAAGGGUUAUUCCAAAGUUCUGAAACUGUUUGCAAAACAUAUAAAGGGAGAAGAACAGAUCAAGUUGCUACAGAAAGGAGUAACUCACCUGGGUGUGGAGACCCCAGGGAGGGUUAAAGCUCUCGCAGAACAAGAUGGUCUUAGUCUGAAAGCUCUGAAGUAUGUGGUUUUGGACUGGAACUGGAGAGACCAGAAGCUCAGGAGAAUGCCAGACAUCCCGAAGGUGAAGCUGGAGGGUGGUAUCACACAGGCCUGCCAGGCUGGCUCUGUUAAACUGGCUCUGUUCCAGUACCACGUGCUGGGCACUGCUGGGAAAGCCCAGGCAGCCUGGAUGUGA
Molecule: messenger RNA, 732 nt
Organism: Polyodon spathula (Mississippi paddlefish)
Lineage: Eukaryota; Metazoa; Chordata; Actinopteri; Acipenseriformes; Polyodontidae
Product: protein CMSS1-like
Exons: 9
Coding region: 1-732 (243 amino acids)
Cellular component (GO): 90S preribosome; nucleus
Source: RefSeq, a predicted model, not a curated record